AUGGAAGGUGCUUCGUAUGCGCGCAUGCCGAGGGUGAAAAUCCGUGAGCUGAAGGACGAUUACGCUAAGUUCGAGCUACGGGACACAGAUGCGAGUAUGGCGAACGCGCUGCGGCGCGUGAUGAUCGCGGAGGUGCCGACAAUUGCAAUAGAUCUGGUGGAGAUAGAGGUGAAUUCUUCGGUGCUGAACGACGAGUUCAUAGCGCACAGACUCGGCCUCAUCCCGCUCACGAGUGAGCGAGCCAUGUCCACGCGCUUCUACGUGACUGCGAACGCGUGUGACGGGGAUGGUCAGUGUGAAUUCUGUUCCGUGGAGUUUCACCUUAGGGUUAAGUAUUUCUCUGACCCUGCUGCCACUGAUUCUUCCGAGAACAGAGGGGUUAUCAUUGUGAAGUUGAGGCGAGGACAAGAGCUGAGGCUGAGAGCGAUAGCUAGGAAGGGGAUUGGCAAAGAUCAUGCCAAGUGGUCACCUGCUGCAACUGUCACUUUCAUGUAUGAACCAGAGAUUCAUAUAAAUGAGGACUUGAUGGAGACACUGACUCUUGAGGAGAAAAGAGAAUGGGUUGAUAGCAGUCCUACACGUGUGUUUGACAUUGAUCCAGUAACACUACAGGCAAUGAUGGUUGACUCUGAGGCAUACUCGUAUGAUGAUGAGGUGAUUAAGAAAGCAGAAGCCAUGGGGAAGCCUGGGCUUGUGGAAAUCAUUGCAAAGCAGGAUAGCUUCAUAUUCACAGUUGAAUCUACUGGAGCAAUUACAGCUUCUCAAUUAGUUCUAAAUGCCAUAGAAAUUCUCAAACAGAAGCUGGAUGCUGUGCGGCUAUCUGAAGAUACAGUGGAGGCGGAUGAUCAGUUUGGUGAGCUAGGUGCACAUAUGCGAGGAGGAUGA
Sphenostylis stenocarpa is the source of this 885-nucleotide messenger RNA. NCBI's taxonomy places the organism in Eukaryota, Viridiplantae, Streptophyta, Magnoliopsida, Fabales, Fabaceae. The record is from the annotation of a GenBank genome assembly.